This is a messenger RNA of Salvelinus namaycush (lake trout), 3448 nucleotides long. Its product is annotated as rhotekin-like. Bases 1 to 1896 code for a protein of 631 amino acids. Gene Ontology annotation, biological process: mitotic cytokinesis; septin ring organization; actomyosin contractile ring assembly. The record is from RefSeq and is a predicted model, not a curated record. The transcript is spliced from 12 exons. NCBI's taxonomy places the organism in Eukaryota, Metazoa, Chordata, Actinopteri, Salmoniformes, Salmonidae. Gene Ontology annotation, cellular component: actomyosin contractile ring.
AUGUGUAUGUGGGUGUCUGUGCCGGACAGUAACAUCCAGAAGAAGAUAGACCAUGAGAUCCGGAUGCGUGACGGGGCCUGUAAGCUGCUGGCUGCCUGCUCCCAGAGAGACCAGGCCCUAGAGGCCUCCAAGAGCCUGCUCACCUGCAACAUCCGCAUCAUGGCCUUCAUGUCAGAGCUGCAGAGGAUGAAGGAGGCCCAGGUCAUGCAGAGGGUCGCACUAAGGUCAGCGGAUGCAGGGCCCACGGACGACAGACUACCCUGUAAAGGAAAGGUGGCCAUCUCAGACCUGCGGAUCCCUCUCAUGUGGAAAGACACAGAGUACUUCAAGAAUAAAGGAGAGCUGCAUCGGUGUGCAGUGUUCUGUCUGCUCCAGGUGGGGGCGGAGAUCCACGACACAGACAUGGUGAUAGUGGACCGGACACUCACCGACAUCUGCUUUGACAACACCAUAGUGUUCAGCGAGGCCAGCCCGGGAUUUGAGCUGCGCGUGGAGAUGUACAGCUGCUGUUCAGAGGAGGACUACUCGACAGGGAGCACGUCUCGGAAACUAGCCAGCAAACUGAGCAGCUCUCUGGGCCGUUCGGCAGGGAAGAAGCUCCGCGUCGCCAUGGACCCUGGAGCCUGCAGCCCCAUCAGCAACGGAGGAGGAGCCACGCUGCUGCUGCCUCUGCCCACAGUGGUGGGACCGAAGUACCAUCUCUUGGCCCACACCACCCUGUCACUGUCACACGUCCAGGACAGCUUCCGCACACAUGACCUCAGCAUCUCGGGCAACGAGGAGUGUUCACACUGGGUGCCUCUCUACGGCAAUGUGUGUUGUCGCCUGGCUGCCCAGCCUCACUGUAUGACCCAACAGAUGAUGAGCGGCUGCUUGAAGGUCAAGUUUGGAGGUGACCCUCAGAGUUGGACAAACGUCUACGGCGUCCUUAAAGGGACAAACCUUUUCUGUUACCACCGGCAAGAGGAUGUAGAGGCUAACAUAGAGCCGGCUUUUACCAUUUCCAUCAAUAAGAAGACGAGAAUACGGGCGUCAGAGAAGGACCGCCACAAUAAGGCCCAGAGUAUCUGUAUCAGUAACCAUUAUGGAGGAGAGGAGGUGACACACACACUCUCAGCAGACAGUCGUGAAGACACACACCGCUGGAUGGAGGCCUUCUGGCAACAGUUCUAUGACAUGAGCCAAUGGAAGCAGUGCUGUGACGACUUAAUGAAGAUUGAGCUGCCAUCGCCCCGGAAACCAACCCUGGUCACAUCGAAACAGGGUUCUCUUUACCACGAAAUGGUUAUUGACACCUCUGAUGACAUCAGUACGGUGACGGACAUCCUGGCGCGGCGGAUGGAGGAGCUGGAGCUGAGGAGCCAGCUGGGGACCUCUCCUCCCUGGAUGUCCCUGUUCGAGGAGUCUCCUGGUUGCCCCCGCACCCACAACCGCCUCCCCCACAGCCCCCUGCGCUGCCCCCGGCCCGGCCUGCUCUCCUCAGAAGCCAGCCUGACCUCGGACAGCGACAGCCCCUGCAGCACCAGCCCUUGCUCCCGCUACAGUGGCUGGGCAGAGCCCCUCUCCCUCUCCUCCCCCUCCUCACACUUCCGCCCCCGCACCCUCUCCCUGGACGCCAAGCUCAGCACCCUCAGGGGCAGGGGGUAUGGAGGGGUGUUACAGUGCUCCUGUCAGCCCCCCUCCUCCUCCUCCCUUGCCCCCAUCCCAGCCCAAUGCGUCCCCCAGGCCACCCUGUCCUGCUCCAGCUCUACCUCCAGUAACAGCUCCAGCGAGGGCAGCCACAGCCCUGAGUUGUCAGACGGCACCCCUUUCUCACGCCCCUCUUCGGCCCGUCAGAGCCUCAGGAACUUGAGGGCUAAACUGGACCCCCGGAAUUGGCUCCAGAGCCAGGUAUAACCCAGCUCAGACCCCACUCAUCUAAACCACAGAGCCAGGUAUAACCCAGCUCAGACCCCACUCAUCUAAACCACAGAGCCAGGUAUAACCCAGCUCAGACCCCACUCAUCUAAACCACAGAGCCAGGUAUAACCCAGCUCAGACCCCCAGAUCACCCAAGGUCCUGGUAAGAACUGACAGGAAGGAAGCCCCCACUUCCUCUCUGAUGAAAGGGCGUUGGUAUUAACUGGAAUGACUUCACUCUAAUGACAGGAGAAUUGUGAAUUGUCAGUGUAUGGGAAUGUUUAGUAUCUGAAUGUGGUCAGAGGGUUGUUGGUGUAACUUGUGAUCUAUUCAAAUGGCUAGACCCACUGUCGCCUGUAAUAGCAAUUAAAUCCUGCCAGAAAAAGUCCUCUGAAACUACUAAUACACUGAUUUGCUUAUUGCAUGAUAGUGCUCGAAGUCGAGGAAUGUGUUGUUUCAGAUCUUUAAACUUCUCAGAAAGUGAAUGAAUUUUGAAAGCUCAACUUAAUGCAACUGUGCUCCCAUUAAUUUACUGUGCUACUUGUUACUACUGUGAUAACAUCAGGGUCACUUCCUCGGCUGGGUUUCCAGAACUUCCCCUACAUUCAUUAACACAUUGUAGGCCUAAUACACAUCAACCAAUAUUUGAGUUCACCAGGACAUUCCGUUAAGAAACUGACAACAAUUAUUUGUACCAAUGUAUGGAGUAAUUAUAAUGAAUUGAAGGAAGCCUAAGGUAAUGUACUACAUAAUCACGAGAAGCCAUAUUAACUCCUGUGUUACACUGCCUCAUUCAAGUUCCGGGGUGCAAAUGUACUGACUGAAGAGCGUAGAACCUGGGAAUGUGCAUACAUGGGUGAAGAGUUUUGGAAUCCCACAACUCUGACCUCUUUGUUGAUUUAUAGCUUAGUUUGUGGUACUACAGUCAUAACGUUAUGCCCGGCAAACCGGUCUCAGAAUUCUGCUGCAAUAUGAUAUGAAACAUUGUAAUCGAUCAAAUAUGCAAUGCAGGAAAUAUUGAUCUCUAGAAAAUAUUGUGUUGUGUUUUUUGUCUUAAAAUAGUGUAGUCUUUCACCUAAUGCCAAGCAGCUGAUUGUAUUGGUUAAGUGAUGAGGUGGGCAGGGGUAGGUGUGUCCCUGGUCUGUGCAGUAAAGCCUAACAAUCCCUGUGCUUCUAAUGGACUUUCUAACAUGCCACUGUGUCCCAAGGGCUCACAGCUGGCUCACUCCUUUUUACUCAGAGUAAAACAACUGUACAUGCUUCAAAGUGGCAUUUGUUACUGUAAAGUUUUUUUAAUAAGUUAACAAAACUCUUCUUUUUCUUAUACAUUAUUACGUGAUUGAUUUUGUUAUAAAUACAGCUAUAUUGAUUUAUUUUAACAGAUUGCAUAUCUAUAACUGUGUCUAAUAGAUAACAUUGAAUGUUAACAAGAGUGUCUUGUGUUAGCAGACUGUCUGCAUGCACGUCAUCCUGGGGGAGAAAGAAAUAAGGACUCAGUCAUGUUUUAAAUAUUGUAUUAAACAUAACAAUAAUAAAUGGUGUAUCCAUU